Molecule: messenger RNA, 885 nt
Organism: Spirometra erinaceieuropaei
Lineage: Eukaryota; Metazoa; Platyhelminthes; Cestoda; Diphyllobothriidea; Diphyllobothriidae
Source: the annotation of a GenBank genome assembly
AUGGUGCCCAAGGCGACGUCAGGCGACUGGCAACUCUGUGGCGACUAUCGUGCCCUCAACAGCGCCAUCAUUCCUGAUCUGGACCCCGUGCCUCAUCUUCAAGACUAUGCUAGAGCCGUUUUCGGCAAAGCGGUUCUUUCGAAGAUUGAUCUGGUGCGUGCUUUUCAUCGGAUUCCAGGUUCCCUGAGGGCAUCCCUAAAACCGCCGUCACCGCACCCUUCGACCUCUUCGAGUUCACCCACAUGCUGUUUGGUCUUCGUAAUGCCGUCCAAACGUUCCAGAGGGUUAUCGACCAUGUCUUACGUGGGCUACCCUUUGUGCACGCCUACAAUGAUGACCUCUUGGUGGCCAGCCGGAAUAAGGAAGAACAAAAAGAGCAUCUUGCCCUGGUGUUUGGCAGCCUUGUCAUGUUUGGCGUUGUCAUCAACCCCCCAAGUGCGUGUUAAGUGUGCCUUCGCUCGAGUUCCUCGGCCAUCAGGUCGACUCUGAAGGUUUGCGUCCCCUCCCCCCAAGGGUGAAGCAGUUCGUAAUUUCCCUCCACCAACUUCCAAUCGUCAGUUGCAGCGAUUCCUCGGCAUGGUCAAUUUUUACCGCCGAUUCCUACCGUACUGUGCUGACCUGAUGCUAUCGCACACCAACACGCUUUCUGGUGCCGAAGGCCCCUUCGAGCUGACUGGUGACGCACUGACUGCUUUUGAGAGAAUCAAGAAUUCCCUUGCCGACACCACCUUACUCACGCAUCCCGCUCCAGAAGCUCAGCUGUCCCUGAUGCCAGAUGCCUCGACCGUAGCCGUAGGUGCAGUCCUUCAACAACACUUUGCUCGUUCGACUCGACCACUUGCCUUUUUCUCCAUUUACCAUUACCAUUAUCGUCACAUAUACUGA